GGAAGUGACGGAACCAUUUCCGGUCCCGUCCAGGCCCUGGAGAUGAAUGGAGGCCGACGGUGCGGUGUGACAGAGACUGACUGACACACACACACACACAGAGACAUGUCGCUGCUGCUGCAGGAGCAGCCAUUUUAAAUACAGACUCGGACGGACAGAAGCAGAGAGAGAAGGGGGUGACGGUGGUGAGAGAUUUCUCUCUCUCUGUGUGUGAGAGCGGCGGCCACGGCCCCGGGGCCCCGACACGAGGCGGCCACAGGGGAACACGUGACCCGACACCGAAAAUUUAUUCAAAAUGUCGUUCCGUGGAGGUAGGGGUGGUGGAGGAAGAGGAGGAGGCUUCGGUGGUGGAAGAGGAGGCUUUGGUGGUGGUAGAGGUGGAGGUGGAUUCCGAGGCCGUGGUGGGCGAGGAGGCAACUUUAAUCGAGGAUAUGAUAUGGGACCACCAGAUAGUGUAGUGGAACUAGGACAUUUCAUGCACCCUUGCGAAGAUGACAUUGUUUGCAAGUGUACCUCGGAAGAAAAUAAAAUCCCAUAUUUCAAUGCACCAAUUUACUUGGAGAACAAGGAACAAAUUGGGAAAGUUGAUGAGAUCUUUGGACAGAUCAGAGAUUUUUAUUUUUCAGUUAAAUUAUCAGAAAACAUGAAAGCUGCUUCCUUUAAGAAACUACAAAAGUUUUAUGUUGAUCCUGCAAAAUUACUGCCACUUCAGCGAUUUUUGCCUCGGCCAGCGGGUGAAAAGGGCCGAGGAAGAGGAGGCCGAGGAGGCCGCGGUGGAUUUGGAGGCAGAGGACGAGGGGGUGGUGGUUUCCGAGGAGGAAGGGGAGGUGGUUUCAGAGGAGGUGGUGGAGGUGGUUUCAGAGGAGGUGGUUUCAGAGGUGGAGGUGGUUUCAGAGGAGGCAGAGGUGGUGGUGGUGGACGUGGCUUUAGAGGAGGAAGAUGAAAACAGUGGAUGUUUCAAGAUUGGCCACAAAAUAUUUACCAUUUUAGUCCUCCUGCGAGUCCAGAAAAUGGAGUUCCUUUUAUGAACUGCAAGAAGUCUGAAGAACAUUGUUUUUUUAUCAAAAUAAAAGUAGUUUAUUGUCUGUAAAUGUUAAUGUUAUUACAAUUCUAACAACAUUUUGUAUUAUUCACGCAGCAAUACGGUAACAUCUCUUGUUUUUUGGUAUCGAUUUGGAUUACAUUUGUUUCAGAGUCCAGUAGGUCAGACUGAUCAACGGAUUAUAUACUGAUUGAAAUUCCUACUAUUGAACCCAAUAGUUAACCUACUAGUUCUUGAUAAAUUUGUGUACAAAACAGUGAAAAAAAUGGAUUUAUAUUGAAGUAAAGAAUUGGUCUGUACAACAACAGUUUUAUUGGUUUUAACAAUAUUCAGUCUACAGAACUGGUUCAAACUGUUAAGUAUUUCAUUAUGAUAUUUGUUUUAAAAUAAAUACUGUUUUUACAUAAA
Messenger RNA from Callorhinchus milii (elephant shark), 1450 nucleotides. RefSeq names its product GAR1 homolog, ribonucleoprotein (gene gar1). Gene Ontology annotation, cellular component: box H/ACA snoRNP complex. Lineage: Eukaryota; Metazoa; Chordata; Chondrichthyes; Chimaeriformes; Callorhinchidae. The transcript is spliced from 7 exons. Gene Ontology annotation, molecular function: box H/ACA snoRNA binding. Gene Ontology annotation, biological process: snoRNA guided rRNA pseudouridine synthesis; ribosome biogenesis. The record is from RefSeq and is a predicted model, not a curated record. The coding region runs from base 296 to 943 and encodes 215 amino acids.